AUAAACGUUGGUAGGAGUCAAGCUGCACGAUAAAAAAAAAAUCGAUUCAAAAGUUUUAAUUUGAAGAUUCUUUCUUCUUCGUCGUCGUCGUCGUCUUCAACUCGCCACCAACGGCGACCAAAACUUGGAAACGAUCAUCUCUCAGCUGUAAUUUCCUUAAUUAUCUAUUUAGGGGUCAAUUAUGGGAUGUGCUGCUUCUCUUCCAGCAGAGAGGAACUCUGGAACGUUAAGUGGUCUUAACAAUUCUGAGAAUGCUGUUUCAGCUGAUGCCACAAAUCUACGUGUUAAGUUAGUUCUAUUAGGUGAUUCUGGGGUCGGUAAAAGCUGUAUUGUCCUUCGAUUUGUACGAGGUCAGUUUGAUGCUACAUCUAAGGUAACUGUUGGAGCCUCGUUCUUGUCCCAAACAAUAGCCUUGCAAGACUCUACCACAGUGAAGUUUGAAAUAUGGGAUACAGCUGGGCAGGAAAGGUAUUCUGCUCUUGCACCACUAUACUAUCGUGGAGCUGGAGUUGCUGUUAUUGUAUAUGAUAUAACCAGCCCUGAAUCAUUCAAGAAAGCACAGUAUUGGGUUAAGGAAUUGCAAAAGCAUGGAAGCCCAGAUAUUGUUAUGGCUUUGGUUGGUAACAAAGCUGAUCUACAUGAAAAAAGAGAAGUACCAACUGAGGAUGGGAUGGAGCUUGCAGAGAAGAACAGCAUGUUCUUUAUUGAGACGUCAGCCAAGACAGCAGAUAACAUAAAUGAACUGUUUGAGGAAAUUGGCAAAAGGCUACCUCGUCCUACUCCUUCGUCAUGAUUGGAGUGUUGCUGAAUCAUCUCAUCUUCAGGGAAAGCAAAGAAAACCUGUUUCCGUACUACUAAUCUUUUCAUACUUUAAAUGUAAUGUUCAACAACAAUAAUUCUCUAUAUGUGUGUUGUAUAAUGUGAAGAUUUGAUGUUGAAUGGAACUGGGGAAUAUAUUGCGAACCUCAAAAGUGAAAACCCAAGUUAAAUUAAGCAAUGAAUCAUCAGUACAUA
Camelina sativa (false flax) is the source of this 1014-nucleotide messenger RNA. Its product is annotated as ras-related protein RABF1. Gene Ontology annotation, molecular function: GTP binding; GTPase activity. Lineage: Eukaryota; Viridiplantae; Streptophyta; Magnoliopsida; Brassicales; Brassicaceae. The record is from RefSeq and is a predicted model, not a curated record.